Molecule: messenger RNA, 3892 nt
Organism: Drosophila grimshawi
Lineage: Eukaryota; Metazoa; Arthropoda; Insecta; Diptera; Drosophilidae
Gene: Mmp2
Product: matrix metalloproteinase-2
Exons: 8
Coding region: 796-3090 (764 amino acids)
Biological process (GO): extracellular matrix organization; collagen catabolic process; proteolysis
Cellular component (GO): extracellular matrix
Molecular function (GO): metalloendopeptidase activity; zinc ion binding
Source: RefSeq, a predicted model, not a curated record
ACUGAACGAAACGAAGAAGACGCAGGCAGCCGAACGUGAGUCGCGUGAGUUCUUCUUGUGGAAUAUAUUGUUGUUGCGCCGCCGCCUACUACUUUUUUGUAAUAACAACAAAAGCAGAGCAGAGCACUGUGUGUGUGUGUGUCCGUGUGUGUAAGUGAAUGCGUGGGAUUACAGCAAGAAAAGCAGCAGCAAAUGCAGCAGCAAAGCAGCAAUAACAGUUCCUUGGUAAACGCGUCGCGUGCUAAUUAAUUGUGUCGCUGCAUUUACAAAAGCAAACAAAAGCUAAACAACAACAAAACCACAUUAGCUAAUGUGCGCUUAACACUCAAAUUUCAAUUUAAUUUACUACCGAAAUAUAUUCCCUUCUGCAUGCGUCAUUGGUAAAGAAGCAGUAGGAAAAAAGGGCAAAGCCCGAAACAGAAUUCAAAACAAAAACUAAAUAAUAGAAAAGGAAAGAGCUACAUCGAAGCUGCUUUCGCUGCUAGCGCUCGCGCUGGUGUUGCCGGCUGCAUUGCCACAGUGCGCAUGUGUAUUAACCACCAACAACGACAACGACAACAACAAAAAACAGCAGAAGUAGUAGUAGAAAAAGUGAAAAGUUCAAGUCACAACAGCUGCAGCGCACUGCAAGAAGUGCAGUAUACGAAAGUAUUCAAUCCAAAAAAAAAAGUGCGUGCAAAAAUAAAAAGUGCAAGUGUUUUGCCAGUGUUGCCUCUGACUUGCAUUCAUUUCUACUACAUACACAAGUGAAAUUUGUUUGCGAGUGUUGCCAGGUCUGCGCACAGGAAAACAAAAAUGUGUUACACAUAUGGAGGAUUGCUGUUGGUUUCCCUCGGUCUCGCCUUGCUGUCGACGUCGACGGCGUCAGCUGCGGCGGCAACCAAUAAGCAACAGCUGCUGAUGCAUCACAGCCACCACAGCCACAGUCACAACCAUCAUCAUAAUAUCAACAAUAACGACGACGACGAUAGUAACAAUAACAACAACAACGACAACAUCAAUAAUAAUAAUAAUAACCCUGGUCAGCCAGGGGAGCAACAGCAAUGGGCGCAACAGCCAACGAGCAAAGAGAAAUUGGAUGUCUCCGAGGAUGCGAUGUCCAAUUACCUCAUGCAGUUUGAUUAUCUGCCCGAGUCGGAUCUGAAAUCGGGCGCGCUGCGCUCUGAGAGCCAGCUAAUAGAGGCAAUACGUAAUCUCCAGGAAUAUGGCAACAUUCCAGUUACGGGCAAAAUCGACCAGGCUACGGCCAAACUAAUACGAAGUCCCCGUUGCGGCGUCGGCGACAAUAAGAAUUCGUAUAAUUUCUCACCGGAUAAGCUCCGGGAUCAUGGCACACGUCAGCGACGCUAUGUCCUUCAAGGCGCCAAAUGGAGUAAAACGGAUCUGACAUGGAGUUUUGCCAACCUAUCAAUGCCAGAUGUGGGUAAAAUACGAAAGCUGAUAUCUCGAGCGUUACUCGUAUGGGAAAACCAUUCGAAGUUGACGUUUCGUGAAGUAUAUAGCUCUCAGGCGGAUAUACAGGUUAUGUUUGUGAGGGGCGAUCAUGGCGAUGGCUACAAGUUCGAUGGACCUGGUUUGGUUUUGGCGCACGCCUUCUAUCCGGGCGUUGGGCGCGGAGGCGAUGCACAUUUCGAUGCAGAUGAGAACUGGGACUUUGAUGUGAAUAGCAGUAAUAGUGAAGGCACCAACUUUCUGAAUGUGGCGCUACAUGAACUGGGUCAUUCGCUGGGCCUGGGCCACUCAUCGGACGAGAAUGCGGUCAUGUUUCCCUGGUAUCAGAACAUUGACGUUAAUGGCAAAUUGCCAGACGAUGAUCGCAAUGGUAUCCAGGAGUUAUAUGGUGCCAAGGAUAAGGUUUGGGGACCCUAUCGACCACGACCCACCACCAGAACAACUACAACGACGACAACAACAAUACGGUCUCUCACCUACUACCCAAAGAGGCCCAUCAACUACUAUCCCAAUGAGGAUCCCACACGAGAUCGUGCACGGGAAGAGCGAAUUCGUCAAGAGCAGGAGCGGGAGCGGGAGCGUGAGCGUGACUGGCAGCGUAAGCGUGAGCAAGAGCGUGACCAAGAACGGGAGCGAGAGCGAGCCCAAGAACGGGAGCGAGAGCUUGAGCGUGAACGAGAACGUGAACGACAGCGACGCCGCGAUCGGGUACGAGAGCGACAGCAGCAAGAACGUGAGCGAGUGCAACAGGAGCGGGAACGUGCACGCGAGCGUGACCGUAAUCGUGAUCGUGAGUUGAUGACAACCUCGACAACAACGAGUAGACCGUACAACUACCCAAUUACGAAUCGGCCCAAUAAACCUCAAAAGCCACGCAAACCGAAGCCAGCCACGUGCAUGACCAGCUACGAUGCCAUCUCCAUGAUACGCUCGGAGCUCUUCAUUUUCAGAGGACAGUUCGUGUGGCGUAUCGGGAGAAAUGGUUUAUAUCCUGGUUAUCCGGCGGAGACACGCAGACACUGGCCCGAUCUGCCCGAGGACUUCAACAGGGUCGAUGCUGUCUAUGAGAAUUCACAGCACCAGAUUGUGUUCUUCGUUGGACGUCGUUACUAUAUAUUUGAUACGUCGACACUGGCGGCAGGAUAUCCACAACCGUUGACUAGUUUGGGUUUACCACCGACCUUGACUCACGUGGAUGCUGCCUUUGUGUGGGGUCACAAUAAUCGAACAUAUUUGACCAGUGGCACUCUUUACUGGAGCAUCAAUGAUCACACGGGCAAAGUGGACUUGGAUUAUCCACGGGACAUGUCCAUUUGGGCGGGUGUCGGUUACAAUAUCGAUUCGGCAUUCCAGUAUACGGACGGCAAGACGUACUUCUUCAAAAACUACGGAUACUGGGAGUUCAACGAUGAUCGCAUGAAAGUAGCCCAUCCACGACCCAGACCCUCCUCCCGCAGGUGGAUGCAGUGUGCUCGCAGUGUGAACGAGGUCGAUGAGGAGCAGGGCUGGACGGCACCACUCGUAUCUGCUGUCAAUGAGACAACCGAGGGGAAUUCAGCGACAAAAACCAGUACAGGGCAGCAAGGACUCUUGUUGGUGUUGGUGGUAGUGUUGAAUUUGUUGGCCCGACUUAGUUAAGAUUCAACGCAACAUUUGAUCUAUACAAGUCUAGAAAUAGCUUUAAGCAUAAUGUAAGGUAUGAUCCUAGCAGUCAUCCUUAAGCGAUACUACUGUCAGACAGUAGAACGUUCCAUUGCAUAACCCACACAGACACACACACAGCGGCCUUACAGAGCGAGUGUACAUUUUAGUUUAUAUUUUUCUAAAAUUCAUUCACUUGCUGUCGAACAACUAUUUAACAAGCAAAAAAAAGUAGAAGAAAACUUGCCAUCUAUUGGACCGAAUAUCAGGAUAUGUUUUUGUACCGCAUGUCUAUAUUAUAACGUAUAUAACAUUUUUUUAUACAAUUAUAUAUAUAUACAUAAACUAAGAUAUCUAGUUUUAUACGCAAUGAAUCCGUUUUGAGAAUUUAUUCGAAUUUCUCAGCCACAACUGCCUUAUAUCGUUAAGUACAGUAUUGCUUCAUAUGGACGAACAGAUUGGCCCGAGUCUUAGUAGCUAUGAGCUGCCCCGCAUUUCAUUGUAUUUUUGAUUUGAUUAUUUUAAACCCAUUCUAAUUAUUUAUAUUUAAAUAAUGUGAUAUUAUCAUAAAUUUUAUGUGUGCGCUUCAGUUAUGAACCAUAAAACGAAAAAAGAAAAAAAACUCAAGAACAAUAAGCAAUUCGAGUUAUUAAAUUUAUUAUUAAUAUUUUUUGUUAGUGUUAGUGCGAUAUAUCUGUAUAUUUAUGUCCUUAAAAACAACACACAUUUAAGUUGAGCGCAUAUACAUACAUAUUUUGAUGAAAUAAAUAAAUACACAGUUUUGCUUCAUUCAUGGUAA